AUGGCGGAUGCCGCGCCGCGGGGCUCGGGCGUGAGCCGCCUCGGGCGCGAUACGCUGCCGCACGGGCGGGGGCGCGCGUCGGACACGCUGGGCUGGACGCCGCUUCCGUCCGAUGUCGCGCUGCGGCAAGUGAUUUUUGUCCUGCGGCACGGCGAGCGCGCGCCGGUGCGUACGCGGAUGCAGACGGCCACGCCGCCGAUCCCGCUGCGCUGGAACUUUUGCCAUACCUCGCACGAGUUUGACAAGGCGGUGCUGCGCCUCGCCGAGGGCGAAAAAGACGGCGUGCCGUCCAGGGCCAUGAUCCAGCGCAGGAUCGAAGUGGCGUGCCCAGGGACAGAGCCUGCGCCGGGUGCGCCGGGCGACUGCCUCCUGGGUGAGCUGACGGACCUGGGGCGCAUGUCGAUGCUCCAGCUCGGCCGCGCGAUGCGGCGCCUGUACGUCGACAAGCUGCACUUUUUGCCAGAGCGCCUCGCGGCGAGCGACGAGGCGAUGGUCUACUUCCGCAGUACCGAUAUGCGCCGCACCGCGCAGAGCCUCGACCAGGUGAUUACCGGUUUGAUGGACCCGUUUCUGGGGCAGCCUGGAACGCUUGUGCCCCAUGUAUUUAUACGCAACAUUACCGAAGAAAAUAUGCUCCCCAACCCCCGCACCUGCGGCCGCCUCGCGCAGCUCAUGCGCACGUUUGCAAAAGAGGCCGCGGUCGUGUACAACCCCAAGCUCGCGCAGCUCGACGAGAGCAUCGCGCCGCACAACAACGGAAAGGGACCGCGCGUCGACGGCCAGCCGCGCCUGAGCGGCCUCGUAGACACGGCGCGCGCCGCGGCGGCCCACGGCAUCGAUGCCCCGGCGCCGUUCCUCGACGAAAAGGCCAUGGGGCUCAUGGAAGAGGCCGUGGUGCACGAGUGGUUCGCGGGCUUUGCGAACCAGAACGAGCAAGAGGCGCUGCAGUACCGCCGCCUGGCGACGGGCGACUUUUUCGCGUCGCUGUACGGCAGCUUUGCGCACCGCAUUCGCCUCGGCGAGCGCGAUCCGAGCCGCCUGCGUGUAUACCUUGGCCACGACGCGACGCUCGUCGGAAUCCUGCAUACCCUCGAAUGCUUCAACGGCAAGUGGCCGUCGUUUGGCUCGGCGCUGAGCAUGGAGCUGCUCGAGAAGGAGAGCGGCGACGGCGCCUAUGUGCGGUGCCGCUACGGCGACGAGCCGCUCGUCGUCCCGGGAUGCAGCGCGCCGGGCAAGCACUAUCCCGGCCGCCCAGAGAUCUGCACGCUCGCCGCGUUCCGCGAGGUGGUCGUCGACCGCCUGCGCCAUCCCGACAAUGUCAGCGUGCAGGAGGAAUGCAACCUGCUCGCCGAGCACUAA
Messenger RNA from Malassezia japonica, 1359 nucleotides. Its product is annotated as acid phosphatase. NCBI's taxonomy places the organism in Eukaryota, Fungi, Basidiomycota, Malasseziomycetes, Malasseziales, Malasseziaceae. Gene Ontology annotation, molecular function: phosphatase activity. The record is from RefSeq and is a predicted model, not a curated record. Gene Ontology annotation, biological process: dephosphorylation. The transcript has a single exon. The coding region runs from base 1 to 1359 and encodes 452 amino acids.